AUGGCCUCCUUGCGACGAGGUCCUGAACGCCUUGAUUUCCGCAAAAUGGAGGUCAGUCUUGACUCCAGCAAAAUGGAAAGAGAGCAGAAGAACCAUGAGAGCGAUCUAAAUCGGCUUACUCGGUAUUUCGCUAGCCGGUUAGAGCAUUUUCAGUCGUUAGAGGAUGUCUACCGGGAUCUGGAUCCUGCCGGGCUUGUCGCCGAUGACGAAGCUUUGGAGAAUAUACAUCGUGAACUGGAUCAUAAUAGAUAA
Penicillium daleae is the source of this 252-nucleotide messenger RNA. RefSeq lists its product as uncharacterized. The transcript has 2 exons. Bases 1 to 252 code for a protein of 83 amino acids. Lineage: Eukaryota; Fungi; Ascomycota; Eurotiomycetes; Eurotiales; Aspergillaceae. The record is from RefSeq and is a predicted model, not a curated record.